Messenger RNA from Leptinotarsa decemlineata (Colorado potato beetle), 520 nucleotides. Its product is annotated as succinate dehydrogenase assembly factor 4, mitochondrial. Gene Ontology annotation, biological process: mitochondrial respiratory chain complex II assembly. The record is from RefSeq and is a predicted model, not a curated record. Gene Ontology annotation, cellular component: mitochondrion. NCBI's taxonomy places the organism in Eukaryota, Metazoa, Arthropoda, Insecta, Coleoptera, Chrysomelidae.
UCUCGCUUAAAAAUGCCUAGGUUGAGUGAGUGAAAUCUGUCAAAAUUUGAAUGAAGUGAACAACAAAUUGUUCGAAAAUAAAAUGAGUAUUCUAAUGUAUAUUCUUCGAAAUAUGAAGCAUUCACCUUUUUCUCCUGCGCAGUUAAAUUGGAAUGAAAGUCUAAUACGUAUGUCUUCAAAUGAAACUAUCAGUCCUAGAAUGCAGGAAUUCAGAAAAAAACUGAGAGAGAAAACACCAAUUGAAAAGUUGGAUGAACAGCCUCUAGCAAAACACCCGUAUGAGGAGAAAGAGCCAUUACCCACUUGGCCAAAUGAUACCAAUCCAAAUACCGGAGAAGUAGGUGGUCCCAAAGGGCCAGAACCAACGAGGUAUGGUGAUUGGGAGAGGAAAGGAAGAGUGUCUGAUUUCUGAGAAAUAGUUUCACUCUUUUUUUUUAUAAUGAAAAAUGAAAUUAUUAGAGAUGUAUACUGAAUUCUUUUGAUAUCCCUUUUUUAAGUAGUAAACGAAAUCGUUAAAAAA